Messenger RNA from Lontra canadensis (Northern American river otter), 1429 nucleotides. Its product is annotated as immunoglobulin kappa light chain-like. Lineage: Eukaryota; Metazoa; Chordata; Mammalia; Carnivora; Mustelidae. The record is from RefSeq and is a predicted model, not a curated record.
AGGGACCUCACUUCUUACCUUGUCACUGGGGAGCCAGCCAGGCCAACGGGAUGCCACUUCUGGAAGCAGUCAUCUUCUCCUGUCUCUGGGCCUUUGGCCUCGGGCAGGUGAAGUUGGAGCAACCUGAAAUAUCAAUUUCCAGAGCAAGAUAUAAGAGUGCCCACAUAUUAUGCAAGGUGUCCACUAAGGACUUUACCAAUGCAGUCAUACACUGGUACCGGCAGAAACCACAUCAGGAGAUAGAACAUCUAACAUAUGUCUUGUCAAGCUAUACUCAAGUUUCUUUAGGUGGGAAGAAAAACAAACUUGAAGCAACUAAAAAUGCUAUUACUUCUACUUCAACCUUGAAGGUAAAUUUCUUAGAGCAAGAAGAUGAGGCCAUGUACUACUGUGCCUGCUGGGCUCUAACCAAUGUGCUAACAGUCUGGGUCAAAAGAUUUGCACAAGGAACUAAGCUCAUAGUAACACCCCCAGAUAGAAACCUUGAUGCAGCCAUUUUCCCCAAGCCUACAAUAUUUUUUCCUUCAAUUGAUGAAAGAAGACUCCAUAAGUCUGGAACAUAUCUUUGUCUCCUUGAGGAUUUUUUCCCUGAUGUUAUCAAGAUAGAUUGGAAAGAAAAGGAUGAUGAAACAAUUCUGACAUCCCAGCAGGGAGACACCAUGAAGACUAAUGACACAUACAUGAAAUUCAGCUGGCUGACCGUGACUGAAGCGUCAGUGGAUAAAGAACACAAAUGUAUCGUCAAACACGAGAUGAAUAAAGGAAAGGCUGUUCAAGAGAUUCUAUUUUCUUCCCAUAUAAAAGAGCUCUCUGCUAUUACAUCUAGAAAAGCUUCCCUGAAAGAUGAAACUGACAACCUGCAGGUGCAGCUCAUGAACACCUCUGCCUACUACACCUACCUUCUCCUCCUCUUCAAGAACCUGAUCUACUUCACCAUCAUUCUCUUCUAUCUGCUUGGGAUACCAGCACUCUGUGGCAAUGGGAAGAGCUCCAGCACAUGGUGGCAUCACGUGUCCACUUGUCUUCAUUGGCUAUUGUUGCCUAAAGCAUCAUCUGAGUAUAUAAUGGGGCAUUCUGGGUUUGGGUUAUUUCAGUUCACAUGUGUCUUUCUAUUGUGUCAUUAUUGCAGAAUGAUUUUACAAACAAUUGGGCAAGCAGAAAAGUUCACUCUGCAGCAAGAACAACUUCUGCCAUGACUUAAGUGUAGGGUCAGGGGGUUAUCCACAGAGGCUUCGACACUGCUCUCUCCUUAAUGUCUGCCAGCUCCUCAGAGCCACCUGUGCCUCUGAGUUUAGCCAACACAGAGCUUCUAGGUGCAUCUUCUGGGGCCCUUUAACCAGAUAAUUGCUUCAAAACCUUUUAUUUUGCACAUAUGGAAACUGACAUCUUUGCUUUCAUAAUAGGCACAAUAAAAACCAUCAAAAAUCUA